This is a messenger RNA of Acinonyx jubatus (cheetah), 11363 nucleotides long. It is a transcript of the gene TRAF3, whose product is annotated as TNF receptor associated factor 3. Lineage: Eukaryota; Metazoa; Chordata; Mammalia; Carnivora; Felidae. The record is from RefSeq and is a predicted model, not a curated record. Gene Ontology annotation, cellular component: plasma membrane signaling receptor complex. Gene Ontology annotation, molecular function: tumor necrosis factor receptor binding; zinc ion binding. The transcript has 12 exons. Gene Ontology annotation, biological process: regulation of apoptotic process; tumor necrosis factor-mediated signaling pathway; protein K63-linked ubiquitination. The coding region runs from base 4264 to 5970 and encodes 568 amino acids.
GUGAGAGAGAAUCCCAGGCAGGCGCUGCACCGUUAGCACAGAGCUGGACAUGGGGCUUGAUCUCACAGAUCACAAGAUCGUGACCUGAGUGGAGAUCAAGAGCCGGAUGCUCAACCAACUAAACCGCACAGGUGCCCCAGGAGUUCUUUAUGUAUUUUGAAUAUUAAACCCUUAGUAAAUAUGUGGUUGACAAAUAUUUCCUCCCAUUCUGUAGGUCUUUUUUUCAGAUUCUUAAUAAGGUCCUUUGGUGCACAAAAAUUCUUACUUUUGUUAAUUCAGUUGAUCCAUUUCUUUUCUUUCUGUUGCUUGUGCUUUUGGUAUCAAAUAUGAGAAUCCAUGGACAAAUCUGAGGUCAUGAGGAUUUACCCCUAUGUUAUAUAGUUUUGACUCUUACAUUUAGGUCUUUAAUCCAUCCAUUUUGAGUUAAUAUUUGUAUAUGAAGUGAAGUGGGAGUCCCACUUCAUUCUUUUGUAUGUGGUUAUACACUUGUCUCAGCACCGUUUGUUGAAGAGACUGUUCUUUCCUCAUCAGGUGGUCUUGGUACCUUUGUUGGAAAUCAGCUGGCCAUAGAUGUUUGAAUCUAUUUUUCAACUCUCAGUUCUGUUUUAUCAGUCUGUAUGUCUUUCCUUUUGCCAGUGGUACACUGUUCUGAAUACUGUAGCUUUGUAGAAAGUUUUGAAGUAGUAAGAGAAGUAUGAGUCUUUCAAUUUUAUUUUUCUUUUUCAUUAUUGCUUUAGCUACUUGAGACCCUUGCAGCUUCAUGUUAAUUUGAGAAUCAGUUUUUCUCUCGCUGCAAAAAGAGGUCGUUGGAAUUUUGAUAGGGAUUGCAUUGAAUCUGUUUUGGGGAGUUGCCAUUGUAACACUGCUAAGUGUUCGAAUCCAUGACUGUGGGUGUCUUUCUACUUAUUUACAUCUUUAAUUUCUUUUAGCAAGAUUUUGUAGUGUCAAUGUAUAAAUCUACCUCCUUGGUUAAAUUUAUUCCCAGGUAUUUUGUUCUUUUGGAUGUUAUUGUACACAGAAUUGUUUCCUUAAUUUUAAGAUUUUUCAUUGCUAGUGUAUAAAAACACAAUUGAUUUUCGUGUGGUGACCAUAUACCCAGACUUUGCUGAAUUUGGUUAUUAUUUUUCUAGUAGUUUUGGGGAUUUUUUUAAAAGUGUUUUUAAUGUUUGUUUAUUGUGAGAGAGAGAGAAUGAGCAAGCAGGGGAGGGACAGAGAGAGAGAGAGAGAGACAGACAGGCAGAGACAGUGAAUCCCAAGCAGGCUGUGUGCUGUCAGUGCAGAGCCCGAUGCGGGGCUGGAACCCAAGAACUGUGAGAUCAUGACCUGAGCCGAAACCAGGAGUCGGACACUUAACCAAGCCACUCAGGUGCCCCAGGGGGGUUUUCUAUGAAUAUAGAUUUUCUAUAUAUAGAAUCAUGUCAUAUACAAAUAUCGUUUAUCUUUUUCUUUCCUUUUAUCCUUUUAUUUCCUUUUUCUUGCCUAAUUGCUCUGUCUAGCACUUUUACUAGAGUGUUGAACAGCAGUAGUGAAAGCAGACAUCCUUAUCUUGUUCCUGGUAUCAGGGGAAAGUUUACAUACAAUCUUUCACCAUCGAUUAUGAAGUUAGGUGUGUGUUUUAUUUCGUUUUUGUUUUAAAGAAAUGCCCUUUUCAUUUUAAGGACAUUCUCUUCAAUUCAUAGUUGGCUGAGCAUUUCAUCAUGAAAGGAUGCUGAAUUUUGUCAGAUGCUUUCUGUGUUUCUAUUGGUAGGAUCAUGUGGGUUUUUCCCUCUUUAUUCUGAGUGUGGUGUUUUACAUUAAUAGAUUUCUGCAUGUUGAACUACCUUUGCUUUCCUGGGAUAAAUCUCACUUUGUCCCGGUGUAUAAUCAUCUUAAUGUCUUGUUAUAUGUGAUUUGCUCCUAUUUUGUUGAGGUUUUUACAUCUAUAUUCAUAAGGGAUAUGGGUUUUUAGUUUUUUUGUGGUAUCUUUGUCUGGCUUUUGUAUCAGGUUACCAACUGCAUUUUGACUGGACAUCAGGCUUCUUCAGAAUUUUGAAACCUGUCCUCUCUUCCAUGUAUAGAAAAAUUUAGGAGAGUUUUCAGGCAGACAGGAUGACGAUGAUCAUGCCACAUACCUCCACAAUACAAGGCUGCCCGUCAUAGCUUAUCACUGGGAAAAUCCUGGCUGAUACUACCACCAUAACUCUGUGUCUACCAGUGGAGAAUGAAGGAGGGGACACUAUUCCUGAUGCCAGGACGAGAGAGAUGUGCCUGUUGCUUUGUGAAAAAGCCACAGAUUGUUCCAGAUAAUGAUAGUUGAAUAACAAACUGCCCUAAGUAUUAGUGACCUAAACCAGCAGUAAUCUGUUAUGAGAUCUUAUGGUUCUGUGGGUUGAUCAGGCAGGGUUCAGCUGGGUGAUUCUUCUGCUCUGUGUGGCAUUAGCCAAGGUCACUCACUGGUGUUUAUCUGGCGUCUGGUGUGGAGGUCCAGCAUGGCUAUGCUCCCAUGACUGGAUGGUUGGAAGGCCUAGCUUUUAGUGGUUCUUCCUUUCCAUGUACUGUCAGGGCCUCUGCAGAUGGCCUGUCUGCUAGGGUGGUCGGAUUUCUUACAUGAUAGCCUAGGAUUCCUACAGUGAGUUUUUUAGGAGAGGAAGCAGAGGCUGACAGAUUAGUGUUCAUGUUAUUCCUACUAUGUUCUAUUGAUCAAAGAACCUGCGAGGUUCUCCCAGGUUUAGGGAGAGGAGACACAUUGCUUAUCUCUUGUUGAAAGGAGUGUCUGUUUGUGGCCAUCUUUAAGCCACUGCACAUGUUGUGGUUUGAUUCCAGUGCUAUCAACAGUGUAUGUUGUGUAUGCUUCAUAAGACAGGCUUUUGUGGGCUAAAAUGGAAACCCCAACUGCUGUGUUACCUGUUUUUUGUGAGAAAAUGCAUUCUGUCUUCUGAACCAAGAAUUCAUGAAUAAAAUUUUGAAAUACACCCAUUCAUAAAAUGGUAAUUCAUAAAAUGUAGUAAAAUAUAUGUUUGGAGCACCUGGGUGGCUCAGUUGGUUAAGAGUCCAACUCGUGACUUCAGCUCAGGUCGUGAUCUCAUGGUUCGUGGGUUUGAGCCCCACGUUGGGCUCUAAGCUGAUAGCGUGGAGCCUGCUUGGAAUUCUCUCUCUCCCUCUUUCUCUUUGUCCCUCCCACACUCACACUCACCCUCUCUCAAAUAAAUUAAAAAAUAACCACACACACAAACAUUUAAAAAGUAUGUUUUAUUUACUUAAUCAGCAGGAAUCCUUGAUCAUGUGUCAGUUUUUCAAGUACAACUUUGGGUCUAUAUAUUUUCCCUUCCUAUUCAUUCAUCUUAAAAAUUACUUGAAAAUUCACUUUCAUUUUGAAGAGUAUUGUGGAGUUUAAGCUUAUAUCUCUCUCGGUUCUUUUUUUUUUUUUAAUUUUUUAAUGUUUAUUUAGUUUUGAGAGACAGAGAGAGAUAGAGCAUAAGUGGGGGAGGGGCAGAGAGAGAGGGAGAGACAGAAUCUGAAGCAGCUCCAGGCUCUGAGCUGUCAGCACAGAGCCUGACACGGGGCUCGAACUCACGAACCGUGAGAUCAUGACCUGAGCCAAAAUCAGAUGCUCAACUGACUGAGCCACCCAGGUGCCCCAUAUCUCUCUCUGUUCUUAAAAAAAGCUUCAUUGAGAAAAUAUUAGUAAGCCUACAUAUCCUAAAUUUCCUGUUGUUCACCCUAGAUCAUUCUAGUAAAACCCCUAGAGACUUACUAGAAUUAAGUUACGGCUGUUUACGUAGAAAAGUGUGGGAUAAUUUGACAGCAUGUGAGGAGGUGUGUAUGCGUUAGUUGUAACAUGGAAAUCUCAUUUUCUGUAAACUGUGCUUUCUCAGCCUUUCUCAGCUGAUUGUUGCAACACUAUUUGAGCAAGCAAAUGUGAUGAGGUCAUAGAAGAGUGAGAGUGAAUUUAAAUAAUGAAACAAAUCUGCCUCUGUAUGGGGGCUGAUGAGGGUGGAGAGGGAGGAGCUGUGCGAGUCGUGUUGUGUUCCCCCACGCGCCCUCUGCCUGCACCCGCACCCGCACCCGCACCGGAGCUCUCAGAGCCCCGCCUGCUACAGGGUUGUGAUUCCAGUACCCCUGGCCAGGAGGCCGGCUUCCAGGUAAGAGACUCCACUACAUUCUGUGAAGAAGGAUAAGACUGACACCGCUUUGCUUCUUUCUCUGUUGAAAUCUCUUCCUCCCUGAUCGAGCUUUGGUGUAUCUUCUUACAGCAUAUGACACACGGAAUCUCUCCUUCCUGACAUGGAGUCAAGUAAAAAGAUGGAAUCCCCCGGCACCCUGCAGACGAACCCGCCGCUGAAGCUGCACCCUGACCGCGGCGCCGGGACGUCCGUGUUCGUCCCCGAGCAAGGAGGUUACAAAGAAAGGUUUGUGAAGACCGUGGAGGACAAGUACAAGUGCGAGAAGUGCCGCCUGGUGCUGUGUAACCCGAAGCAGACGGAGUGCGGACACCGGUUCUGUGAGACCUGCAUGGCGGCCCUGCUGAGCUCCUCCAGCCCAAAAUGUACCGCGUGUCAAGAAGGCAUCAUCAAAGAUAAGGUGUUUAAGGAUAAUUGCUGCAAGAGAGAGAUUCUGGCUCUUCAGAUCUACUGCAGGAACGAGGGCGGGGGCUGCACGGAGCAGUUGACCCUGGGACACCUGCUGGUGCAUUUAAAGAAUGAUUGUCAGUUUGAAGAGCUGUCGUGUGUCCGCGCUGACUGCAAAGAGAAAGUGUUGAGAAGAGACCUGCGUGACCACGUGGAAAAGGCCUGCAAGUACCGGGAGGCCACGUGCAGCCACUGCAAAAGUCAGGUCCCGAUGAUCACGCUGCAGAAACACGAAGACACUGAGUGUCCCUGUGUGGUGGUGUCCUGCCCCCAUAAGUGCAGUGUCCAGACCCUUCUGAGGAGUGAGUUGAGUGCGCACUUGUCAGAGUGCGUCAAUGCCCCCAGCACCUGUAGUUUUAAGCGCUAUGGCUGCGUGUUUCAGGGGACAAACCAGCAGAUUAAGGCCCAUGAGGCCAGCUCCGCGGUGCAGCACGUCAACUUACUGAAAGAGUGGAGUAAUUCUCUGGAGAAAAAGGUUUCCUUGCUACAGAAUGAAAGUGUAGAAAAAAACAAGAGCAUACAAAGUCUGCACAAUCAGAUAUGUAGCUUUGAAAUUGAAAUUGAGAGACAAAAGGAAAUGCUUCGAAAUAAUGAAUCCAAAAUACUUCAUUUACAGCGGGUAAUAGACAGCCAGGCGGAGAAAUUGAAAGAGCUUGACAAAGAGAUCCGCCCGUUCCGGCAGAACUGGGAAGAAGCGGACAGCAUGAAGAGCAGCGUGGAAUCCCUCCAGAACCGAGUGACCGAGCUGGAGAGUGUGGACAAAAGCGCCGGGCAGGCGGCUCGGAACACAGGCUUGCUGGAGUCCCAGCUGAGCCGGCACGACCAGAUGCUGAGCGUCCACGACAUCCGCCUGGCCGACAUGGAUCUGCGCUUCCAGGUUCUGGAGACCGCCAGCUACAAUGGCGUGCUGAUCUGGAAGAUCCGAGAUUACAAGCGGCGGAAGCAGGAAGCCGUCAUGGGGAAGACCCUGUCCCUUUACAGCCAGCCUUUCUACACGGGCUAUUUUGGCUAUAAGAUGUGUGCCAGGGUCUACCUGAACGGGGAUGGCAUGGGCAAGGGGACGCAUCUGUCGCUGUUUUUUGUCAUCAUGCGUGGAGAAUACGAUGCUCUGCUUCCUUGGCCGUUCAAGCAGAAAGUGACACUCAUGCUGAUGGAUCAGGGGUCCUCUCGGCGUCACCUGGGAGACGCGUUCAAGCCGGACCCCAACAGCAGCAGCUUCAAGAAACCCACCGGGGAGAUGAAUAUCGCCUCCGGCUGCCCGGUGUUUGUGGCCCAAACUGUGCUAGAAAACGGGACAUAUAUUAAAGAUGAUACCAUUUUUAUUAAAGUCAUAGUGGAUACUUCGGAUCUGCCUGACCCCUGACAAGUCACUGGGGAGGUGGGUUGAGCAGAAGGCAACUCCUCUGGGGGGUUUGAACCGGCUGUCUCCACCGAGGUCCUCGCGCUCAGAAAAGGACCUUGUGGAACGGAGGAAGCAGCAGAAGGUGGCCGCGGGCCGGCGGGAGGAGCCGCGUGUGAGGACACACCCGACAUGUUUUCUAAUAGACUAGCAGCUCCACUCUGAAGAAUUAUUUAUCCUCCAACGUGAUAGAUACUGCUGUCAGAGAAGGUUUUCAUUUCAUUUUUAAAGAUCUAGUUAAUUAAGGUGGAAAACAUAUAUGCUAAACAAAAGAACCAUGAUUUUUUCUUCCUUAAACUUGAACACCAAAAAAAAAACACACGCACACGCACACACACACACCUGGGGACAGCUGGACAUGUCAGCAUGUUAAGUAAAAGAAGAAUUUAUGAAAUAAUAAUGCAAUUCUUAUAUAUUCUAAAAUUCAAGAGUGCAAUCUUGUUUCAAAUAUAGUAUACUGUCUAUUUUUAAGGCCUCAUCUGGUCUCUGUUUUAAUAAUUUGUUUGUCAGAAGACCCUGAAGUACACCUAGGUCUUUUUUGGAAGUCUGAAUUCAGAAUCAUUUUUUAAUUUGAAGUUCUAAGAUAAUUGUUACUGCAGACAUUUUGUUUUAAAACGUUGAUAGACUGAUAUUUCUUGGCAGAAAAUGUAAACUAUCAAACGCUGGUUAUCACUUGUGAUAGGAAAGAGCAUACUCAACCUGCUGUAUUUCUCGUUAGAAAUGUAACCUUCAAUCUCUGUCGUAGUUAAUGACACUACUUCAAAAUUAUUACGAAAGGGAAACUGCUCAUGGAUGCUGUGCAUCAUUUUCAGAUUUAUAAUUGUUUUCACCCUAAAAUAGGGCAUUUGUUGAACUUUGGAGUUCUAAACAAAAUCCUGUAGGCUUUUAAAAUUCUGCCCCACGUAUUCAGACACGCUCUCUGUUGCUGACAACUCUGGCCUUCGGCGUCCAGGGUCCGGGGGUGGGCAGGUGGCUCGUGCUGAAGGAGGCCACAGCAGGUGUGUUUUUCUUCAUCCUGUCACAUUGCUGCAUUCUGUUAACGAUCUCCAAAGGCGACAUCUUUGCAUAGAGGUGGUGGCAUACUGUCUAUGUGCCUUAGAUGUGACAUGCUGCUUCUCGACCCUGGCUUUGUGUUCACUGUAACUCUAGAAGGUGAUAGUUUGACCCGGCGUUCCUCUCAACCACUAGACCCCUGCCUCUGCAAGGGCCCUCAGACAGCCCCGUGCCUGCUGAGGAAGCCAGGCUCAGCUUCCGCUUCUGGAGCCUCCACUGCUCAGUCAUCACAGAUUCCAAGUCUCUGGGCCCCCAAAGCGAGCCGCCUGGUCCCAGCACGGGCGCGGUCCCACCCCCAGGGCAGGAGCGGGGCAGCCACCGUGCCUCUCCGUGUCCCCACCUGGGCCGUGGGCGCCCACCCGCCACGAAGCAGAACCCUCUGAGCAUUCCAGAGACCGCCGCUCUCGGGGGGGCCUGCCCAGGCUGACGGACAGGGUCCUGGAACCACCGCUCCCUCGGGAAGGGUGGCCCGGGGACCGUCCCAGCCUGCGCCUGCCCAGACGGCAUCUUCUCAGCUCACUCACUGUUUACUUUCUUUCAAUGGUCCAACUGUGACUAGAAGCCGGAGCCCUGCCUCCCUGCGCCCCCCGCUGUGCGCCGCGCUUCUGGGUGCUCUUACCACUGAUGGGUGCUACACGUGACGGGUGCUCCUUGGGCUAAACCAGUGUGUGUGAACCACCGCAUCUGGGCCGCGCACCUCAGACUGCCUGCCUCUGGGCUCCCCCGUGCUCACGCGGGGACGGUCGGGCUGGUGCCCGGUGGCCCGCCGUGUCUCUGGUGCUGCCAUCUGCCCUGGGCGUGCCUCCGCCCCAGUGCCUGCUGGAAGUGCCCUCCUAGCGCACGCCGUCCCCUUCCGUAAGUGACCUCAUCGGUUCCAAGCACCUGCCACGCCCGUUAGCAGUUAAAUGCUCGUCGUAUUCAUCUCCUUUACUUUCUCCACCCUGCCCCCACCCCCGUUGCUUUGAGGGCCAGUCCGCAUCCUCCGUCCUGUCCAGAAGGAGUCGUGAGUCCCCGUGCAGAGAGGAAGGACUACCCGUGGGUGCUGCGGGACCGCUGUCCCUCAAAGGUGUUCCCGACCUCCUCCAGACCUUGCCCUGGUUCUACCCCGGAGACCCAGGGGAGACAGGACGCCUGGCAGCCCCUCCUGCCUGGCCUCAGGUGGCUUUCCUGAGGCCAGGGGUUACCAGCGGGGACAUGCCUGUGGCAUGCCUGCGUCCUCCCCCAUCACUAAGAGUGUGGACAAUAUUAACAAAUUUGAGAUAAAAGCAACCUCUUGGUCUGGUAAAACAACAACAACAACAACAGUUCUUUGCCUCUCCUGGUUGAAAUUCUUCUGGGGGUGGGCUACCUGGAAUCACUUCUGGAAGCAUCUGUCCCUUGGUGGGGGGGGGGGGCGCUUUCCCAGUCGCCCCUCCCACACACGCUCCUAGUGGGAGAUGACGGGCCCUUUGGGCCUCCUCCCGAGGAGCCCAUAAGACGUGGCAUCAGGAGCUGGCGCCAUCCCCUGGGGUGAGGAUGUGCAGAAGCCUCAUCUUGUGGCUUGAAAAUAAUUGGCGACAGCGGGGGGGUGGGUCGUGUGCCUUUUGGCCACCGUUUGGUGCACAUCUUCCCUCUCGCGCACUUGUCCGGAAAGCGGCCUCCCGAAGGACCUGAGUGCGAGGACCUGCCCGGAUGGACGCACCUGGCAUUGCUUCCAUCCUGACUCCUCGGUGCCCCGGUUUGGUGCUCGCCGCCCGGCGCCGGCCUCCGGCUGUGGUCCCCGAGCGGCCAACCCUCCCGGCUUCCCAGGGUCCCAGCAACAAGAGAACAGUGUCCUACGCGGCAUGUAUUGGGUGCACUUUUCCUGUUUCCUAAAAGUGACAGAUCUCCCCAUGGGAUAAAACUGUUCCAGUGCUUUAGAAAAACCACCACCAAGUCUUGUGUGUGAAUCAAGCCAGUCGGCUUCCCUGUCAGCCUCGUGCCGGAAAUGAAGACAACUCACUGUCUCUGCUUGCCUCGUGUGGUUCUCUGGACGUGUGCCGCUCGCUCCUGCGCGGACCAUGGAGGCUGCUGGGGGGCUGGCGGCCUGGGGCUGGGCUUGUCAGUGAUGGGUGGGCACCUGCUGGGGAGCACACGGCGUGGUGGGCGUGAGUGAGGGGCCUGUCCCAAGAGGCUGGGAGUCUUUGAGUGGCCGAGUGGCAUUUGGCUCUUGGGGAUUAGACCGGCCCCGGGGAGGCUGGAGUCCCCUCACCUGGGCCUCUUCUAGAAGUUCGGUUUUUCAGUGUCCUAGGUUCACAGGUAACACAGAGGAAACAGGAAUGCUCGCAAAUUGUUCUUCUAAGACCUGUCCUACAAGAGGGUGGCGCUGACCCCCUGAGGGUGGGUCGCUGUGCAGGUGGACAGGGAAGGCCUCGUGGGGGCCACUAUUGUGGCCCCAAUUCACAGCCUCCCCCCGGAGCAGCCUUUGCGAGGCAGCAGGUAGAGCAAGGGAGCUCUCGGCCCAGAUGCGCCUUUCUUUUCCUGCCCGAUCCAGUUUUUCCUUGCCUUGUGACCCCAGAAGGCCGUGGAGUACAGGAAGCCUGUCCUCCGUGGCGGCCACCCCCACCAGGCCCUUCAGAUGCUGCCCAGAUUCCAGGGGGCUGUCUGGCAGAGCCGAUGCCCCCGAGGCUUCCCCUGUACCACUGCGGCCUACCUUGGUGAGGCGGGGUCCUUGGCCACCCACGCUGGGGCCACAUGUCCCAGGUGAGGCCUGCAGCUGUCAUCAGGCAGUGUCGUGGCCACCGGUGGCAGGCCUGGCAUCCGGCAGCCAGCAGGGGACGGGGUGUCUGGACAGACCCUUAAACAUGGCAGGUUCCCGUGGUGGGUCAUUUCUUUGUCUGCCCAAGGGAGGUGGGCAGAGUGGCAGAACCCACCCACCCCCAACUCACAUCCUGGGGGGUGCACACCACCUCCCUACUCUGUGCGUGAAGGAGGGGGGACACUGUCCUUCUGUGCCCAUCACGGACGUGUCUGGCUCCCGGCCUCUCCGCCAGUGUUCACGGGGCCGGUCAGGAGCCGCACUCCUCCUGGGACCUCGUGCCCAGACCUCAGCCCUCCAAAGGGAGUCCCUCUUCUCUGGGUCAGCAGAGCUGUUCAAUACCGUUUUCUUCCUUCUGGUCCAGACCUUUCUCAGAGUGCGGAGGAGAGCCGGGGGGAGCCCCUUCCUUUUGUGAGCGUGUGGGAGGUGAAUGAGGGGUCUGUCACCCAAAUCUGCCUGUCAGCCCGAGACCAUGGUUCUGUCUUCCAUUUGCAAAUCCCGACAGCUUUAUUUUCUCCAAAACAGAAUUGUGUCCACUGGGGCCGAAGUCGGGUGAGGGCCGUGUGUGGCUCCGGUGUCGGCAGGUGACCUGGUCGUCGGUACUGUCUGCCCGGGCGGGGCAGGCCGUCACCGGGGAGCCGGGGCCAGCGGGGGGUGGGGGGCCCCAGGGGUGCUGCCCCCUGGCCUCCGGUGGCCCACAUGCGCGGAGGUGGCCGGUCUGGUGUGGGGAGGCCCUGGUGGCGCCGAGCAGUGCUUGCCUUUCAUUUCCGCUGCUGCAUCUUGAGUCUCGCGAACUGUCGCAUUGGAAGAGGGUCAAGUCCAGGAUGGCUGUGCCACUCCUGCCGUUAGUGGUGAUUGGUUUUUAUAACUCAGUCCCCCAUUAGACAAGUAAGAUAACCUUCAACAGCAAACUGACUUAAUUGGUAAACACAAACGCCGGCAUUAUUUCCAAGGAUUUCUACAAGAAUUACCUAUAGAAUAGUAUCUGUGAUCACAGAAGUGUGUGAACCCGUGUAGACAAUUGUGUGACGUUGUUAGAGCCGCAAUCUCCCUGACGGCGCACCUCUUCGUUCAGUUCUGUUACCCAAAAACAAAGACCAAAGAAGGCCAAUCUCUCAUUUGACUCUGUAUUUUAACCCGCCUGUUUUAAAAAUUGCCGUCUGUAGUAACCGCUCGCUGUGAGGCCCCAUCUUGACACUCCAAGUGAUUGUGACCAGUGAUUCACGUCCUGUUUUUCUGCUCUUCUAAGAAAAAAAAACAACAAAAAGACAGUAUAAGUUAUUGCUCAGCAAUAAUCAUGUUGUUCAUGUGAAUUAACAACAUGUCUGGUUUUCUGAUAGCAUUAUUAUGUUUUAUAUUUUUGUUUACUGUAUAUUGUGUGUGGUUUUAUUUGGUAUUUAUUUGUGUUUUGAGGUCUUGCGAUGUUUUUGUGUUUCUGAUGCUAAUAACUAAAGUUUGUAAGAGUGUAGAAUGCAAAACUUGGAAAUGCUCAACUGUCUGAUUAGAGGAAAAUAAAUCUGACUAAGGA